GUAAAUAGGUUCUCGAAAAGCAAUGAUAAUGUAGGUGUUAAAGUUACAAAAAUAGCACAAAAGACAUGGAUAGUGAUUACAAAGAGCUUUUGGUGAAGAUUGCGCGCGAAAUCAAGCGUGAGGAUUUGGAAACGAUGAGAUUUUUGUGCGAUUUUCUACCAGAAGCAAAUUCCAUUCCCCAAACUGCAAGUCAGAGCGACGUUUACAUAGAAGCGCUAAACUUUUUUCGUGAGCUGGAGAAUGCGCAAAAGGUUAGUCACGAAAAUUUGGAAUAUCUAAAACGAUUGCUGGGGAAGGCAAAGCGAGACGAUCUUGCUUCAAAAGUGGAAGACUUUGUCAGUGACUCCCGGUGUACAAGCUUCUCUAGGGAACCAGCGUCGUGCGAAGCAGUUCGUUCAGAACCAAAGAUUGAGCCAAGUGAAGGGAGUUGGACGGAUGACAGAACAAAAGCACAGAAUAGGAGAAGGGAAAAGAGGAGAAGAUACAAACAAAGAAGACGAGAAAGACAAGGAAAACAUGCUGAGACUGGGGUGGUUGUCAAAGAAGAGCAAGUUCAUGAAGAUCGAACUGCUGAACACAACAAUCAGAGUCAGAGGACAGAAAACCAAAGUGAUGGGAAUGAAAAUCAGAAGUUUGAUGAAUGGCCCUCCCUAGAUCAAACUAGUCUAUCUAACUUCUCAGAUACUAUGACAGCAAUGAAAGAAUCAGGAUAUCACACCAAAUCAUUGACAGAGCAGCAAAAGUCUUUACCAGGGCAAAAUGGGAUUUCCAAGGAAAGCUUACCAACUACACACACAUCUAGGGAAACAGUACUGAUUGAGAUCACAAGGCCAGUUGUACACAAGGACCCAAUGCCAGUCUUUCGCAAAGACUUAAAGAAUGAUGUACCUAGGCCUGCUGCUAACAAGGACCCAAAGAAUGAUGUGUCAAGUGCAGCCUCUCAGAAGGACCCAAAGACUGAUUUGCAAAAAUCGAAACCAUCCCAAGAUGUAAAGAGUGAUGAGGCAAAGGCAGACAUCUACAAUAAGCGAAGUAGCGAUGUGGAAAUACCGAUGUAUAAUAACCUAUCAAAUAUCAGUAAUGAAGAAACAUUCCAAAUCUCUAACAACGCAAUAAAACCAAACACAUCAAAAAAUUAUUUUCCAUCGCUAAAGAACGAGAUAUUAAAGCAAAGGAAUGAGGAUGUAAAAUCGAGCUCGUCAUCAACAAGAGCAAAAGAUAAUCACCAGCUGAUUGCUUUAUCUAAACCACGAGAUGACCGACCUAGCCCAAGUCUUCAAGAACCAACAAAAUGUAUUUCAUUGCAGACAAGUGAUAUGGGCUAUAAGACAGUGAACGAGUCUGCAAGUGGCACAUCUCAGAAUCGGCCAAUCGUAACUGAAAUUCAAGAUCAACCAAGGUGCAUCCUCUUUUUGUGCGACAAGUGGCAUUCUUGGGGGGAAAGCAUACCAGUGUUUAAUCGUGAGCUGUGCUUUGCAUUAGCACGUGCUGGCCAUCAUGUGGCUUGUCUAGUUUUAUCAUCUUCAGAUAUCGAAAGAGAAGAAGCUCGGAAAGAAUGCGUAGAGUUGAUAACGUGUUGCGAAAAGUCAGGAAUAAACAAUGGAGACACACAGCUUUUCCAAUUUCACGAUCUUGGAUCACUUCCUUUCACUCCAGAUGUUGUAGUUGGACAUGGCAAGAUCACCGGUCCUGCAGCUGUCUUCUAUUCCGAGAAAAUAUUUUGCCCAAGACUACAUGUUAUUCAUGAUCUUCCAGAUGAGUGCCUAAAGUAUGAUGAAAUUAUUGAUAAACAGUGCAAAGAGGAGGACUUGGCCAGGACUGCAGAUUUUGUCGCUGCAAUAGGAACACUUCUACAUGAAAAGUGGAGUACUCUUCUUAACCGUGAUGAUCUAAUUGAAAUSAUUCCUGGGCUUCCAAAAUUGGACACCAGAAACCGAAUCUCCUCACCUCAAAAUCGGUAUUUCGUACCCGCCAAAUUUUGUUCCCCGUGGUCGAGUGGCUUAAGAAUCGCUAUUUUGGCUGUUAACAAUUCCAGCAGACGCGACAAUCUUCCCAGAAAGGCAACACUUAUGCCAAGGAAUACAGAAUCAAAGGGGUCGAUAAAGUCCUCAGAAANCGCGAAUAUUACAAUGAACGAGUCUGCAAGUGGCACAUCUCAGAAUCGGGCAAUUGUCAGUGGUGUCACUGAUUUGACAUUUAAAACAGAAAUUCAAGAUCAACCAAGGUGCAUCCUCUUUUUGUGCGACAAGUGGCAUUCUUGGGGGGAAAGCAUACCAGUGUUUAAUCGUGAGCUGUGCUUUGCAUUAGCACGUGCUGGCCAUCAUGUGGCUUGUCUAGUUUUAUCAUCUUCAGACAUCGAAAGAGAAGAAGCUCGGAAAGAAUGCGUAGAGUUGAUAACGUGUUGCGARAAGUCAGGAAUAAACAAUGGAGACACACAGCUUUUCCAAUUUCACGAUCUUGGAUCACUUCCUUUCACUCCAGAUGUUGUAGUUGGACAUGGCAAGAUCACCGGUCCUGCAGCUGUCUUCUAUUCCGAGAAAAUAUUUUGCCCAAGACUACAUGUUAUUCAUGAUCUUCCAGAUGAGUGCCUAAAGUAUGAYGAAAUUAUUGAUAAACAGUGCAAAGAGGAGGACUUGGCCAGGACUGCAGAUUUUGUCGCUGCAAUAGGAACACUUCUACAUGAAAAGUGGAGUACUCUUCUUAACCGUGAUGAUCUAAUUGAAAUSAUUCCUGGGCUUCCAAAAUUGGACACCAGAAACCGAAUCUCCUCACCUCAAAAUCGGUAUUUCGUACCCGCCAAAUUUUGUUCCCCGUGGUCGAGUGGCUUAAGAAUCGCUAUUUUGGCUGUUAACAAUUCCAGCAGACGCGACAAUCUUCCYAGAAAGGCAACMCUUAUGCCAAGGAAUACAGAAUCAAAGGGGUCGAUAAAGUCCUCAGAAAGGCUGCUAAAAGAACAUGACAAAAGUUGUGUAGAGCUUAAUCGUAAAGAYCUUGCUGAGAGGAAACAAGCCCUGGUAGAUCUUCAAGGAGCCACGUUGUUUUUAUCGCCAGCCAGARCGGAAGCAUUUGGUGUAAGUGCUUUAGAUGCAAUAGCUAUAGGAAUACCAAUCGUUAUCAGUUCACGGAGUGGUCUCGCGUAUACCAUCCACAAAUAUCUCAAUGAAGAAUUCCACGCCUGUAUAAAAGAGGUUUCUUCAGAAUGUUCAGGGAAAAUUGACGACGAAARUGAAGAUACAGAUGCAGACGUGUGGGCAAAUGAAAUUGAUAAAGCCUCCAUGAAACGUGACAAAGCUUUCACAGGUGCUGAAGCUUUGAGGUCAGAAUGGAACGAGCGGUUUACUUGGGAGAAAGCAGCAAAACAUCUUAUGGACGUCAUCACCAGAUCUGGUAAACUAUCUUCAACUUCAUCAUCAAGCAUUUCGACUGCCAKUGUCAAUAAACGCAUCUCAGAUCCCACGCUAGCUCUUGUAGAUCGCUUGAAUUUAUUUAACAAGCGACAAAAGUUCGUCUUAUUCCUAUCACCAGCUAAGCAGCUCCCUCCCGAAGUGCCUUMUCUUGGAUUGGUUCAGUGGGCGGCGGUGUUUGAUUUUGCUCGAGAAGAAAGUGAACAAAACAGCUAUUUGAAAWGCUGUGAACACUUUCUGGMAAAYAUUGGUAGACCAGYAUGCAGAUUGUACCCACCAUCUGAGGAAGAAGCUAGGAAGCAAAGACAGAUCGUAAAUUUACCCAAUGGAACGCCAUGGAUUYUACUUCAAGGCAGUUUGCCAGACAUGCCCAGAGACGUCGAAGAGAACCUUGACUGGAUUCAAGAAAUUUUGAAUCAAAUGAAAAAGAGACAUCCCUGUCCUCUGACACUUCUGAUUGUAUGGGAAUCUAUUAAAGAGUUCAGAAGUCUCUGCAGAAAGCUCUUCAAAGUUCUUACCGUUAUCCAGGCAUUACCUUCGUGGAAAAACGCAAUCGAUGUUGUAAUUGUUUCUACUACAARUGAUAUCGAUAGCAGACUCGAGGAUAUUGCAGACGAAUUUCACAUCAAGGUGAAUGCAGUUAAUCUUUCAGAAUUUUGCAGAUCUAUCCAGAGAACGGCCAUUGGUAACCCAUGGUAUGACCUAAAUACUGAUUUUUCGCUUCCGAAAUUGGAUCCYAGUUCUGAAAAAGUUCUUCCAGCAGCUUUACCAGAUUCCAUAAGAUGGGUUGACUCGGUUUUCGAACUUCUCUACACAACUGUAGGAAGCACGCCAGAAUUUGGUAAAGAAGAUGCCUUUUACUUUUUCAGAGGAGGUCAAAUCUCSUGGUACGGAAUAGAGAUGGAUUACGUUGUAAAGAGAGAAUCAUGGGUGCCCAUAAAGAAAGCCAUUGAAAGCGAAUUGGAAUACUCAGGAGCGGCAUUUUUAACGCUUUUCCAUCAACGUGGAACUGGGGGAACGACUUCAGCCAGAAAACUUCUGUACGAUUUCCAUCUAAGAUAUCCUUGCRUUUGCCUGAAGAGCAUCAAUUAUGACACAAUUUCAGCGAUUAAAGUCAUAUGGGAGUUUUGUGGACUUCCAGUUUUGAUAUUAGCCGAUAUUAAAGAUGUUCCCGGUGCAGUCACGAACGAUGUAGAAGCUCUUUAUGGCAGUCUCUCGAAUGAUAAAGUUUCCUGCCUGAUUCUUCACGUUGUUCAUCGGCAGAAUUAUGCUACACAAAGUAGAAGUGAGCAGAGUCAAAAAGAGCCACUUGUUUUGGCAAAAACACUUAACCCUCGUGAACGAGAAGACUUUUAUGAGGCCUACAGUCUUCACAGCGAAACAAAGAGGCCACRUCUCCAUAGGCUUCGGAACUCGGUGAACGAGGAGCUGCUGCAAAUCCCGUUCUAUUACGGACUUGUCGCAUUUGGAGAGGAAUUCAAGGGGCUAGAGCCUUUUGUAAAGGAUUCCUUGCAAGGAUUGAAUGAAAACCAGAGGCAGGCAUUGUGUUUUGUCAGCAUGGCUUACCACUAUGCACAAGUUCAAAUACCCCYUUCAGCACUUGCCGCUAUAUUCAAUCUCAAACCACGCCAGCUCGACUCAAUUGAUGACAUUCUGACUGCAGAUGCCAAGGWGCUCCUUAUCGAAGAUGGAUAUGGAURCUGGAGGCCUCGCCAUUACACCAUUGGGAAAGAAAUAAUCUGCCAGAUUUUGACAUUCCCUUUUAAGAUCAGCAAACUUAACUGGAAAAGUCACCUUGCCGACAAAGUUAUUGAAUUCAUUGACUUUAUGGACGAAGAUUUGGUCACUGCUAUACUUCUAAAUCGUAUUUCUGACGAAAAUACAUUUAAGCRGUUUUCCUCCUUGAUAGAAGAUAUACCCGAUGGACAGGAUGUGAUCAGGGUCUUYCAUAAAGCCAUUAAGAUUCAUCCAGGAAAUCCCUUCUUCAAAGCACAUCUUGGUCGCUACUACAGCGUAGUCAUGGGCAUUGAUGGUUUUGACGAUGCUCGUAAGUACACAGAUGAAGGAAUCCUUCUUGCCUCAGMCUAUUCCCAAAAUGUUCGUAGCCAGCUAACCCAAAUGAAGGGAAUAGUGUACAAGAGACAAGUCAGAAACAAAAUCGAACGACAGGCGCCUCUGCUAGAGAUUAUACCAUUCGCACAAGAAGGAGUAUCGGCUUUUACACGUGCGGUGAGCAUUUCUACAGAAAAUCUAGAGGGAGCUUUUAUACCACAAGUUAGAAUGAUGUGUGACAUCUUCAAGUACGUCAACCGUUUCUUCAGAGGAGGGAUCUAUGYUUAUAUGCUCUCGRAGGAUGCYAAUCCCUUCAUACGUGAUGGCAUUUCAGAAACUUCGGAUGUUUUAGAGAUGGUCACAGAAAGCAGGUACUAUCCUGACUUAAGAAGAGAACUAUUCCAACUAGGGGGGCACCAYCGAAGGUCAGAGAACAAAGAAGAUUUGAUUGAAUAUUUCAAAGAGUUGAAGAAAACAAACAAGACCAGCACCGCCUCCGUUAAUCGUCAGAUUGUUCUUAUUGAAUUAGAGAUCUGCAAGGAAAAAAACAAACCAAUUUCUAACAUUGCUGAUGAGAUGAUAAAACUCCUUGGAGAAGCUCUGAARUAUGAUGAAAAGAUUGACCUCACAAUGCGCCUKUGGGUGAAAGUGGCACCACACAUYCCUGAAACACUGAUGUCUGCWGAGAGCAAGAUAAAUACUUGGUGCAAUAAAGGAAAGUCGGUCACAUCCUACCUUUACCGCCACAUCUUUACCUGCAUUCGCAUACUUGAAGGUGGCCGAGACCAACAAUUUGAAGAUGAUAUGUUGAUAGCUCGGGAAGAGCUUCAUAAGGCCGUCGCUGCAGCCAAACGUUAUAUUAGGCAUCCUGAUCGUCCCGUAGUGUUUCUAGGGACUAAAAAAGGCAUGGGUCAGCUUGUKUCUCCAGAGCCAGAAACGGUGAAGUCGGUCAGGAAGCAGCGGAUAAUACCUGAAGGUUAUGAAGAACAAUUGCGACACCUUACAGGUACCAUCACAGAGCUCACGAAAAAGGUUGGAGAAAUCAAAGCUCAAGGAUUGACCAUCUCAUUUCGAGCCGAUUUAUGCCAGCCACCACUCGUYGGAGCAUCAAAAUUGGGAAAGAAGGUUAAAUUCUAUCUUGCCUUCAAUUACUUUGGCGCAGAUGCUUACAACGUCAGAAUCACGAAAGGUUGUUUAGAUUGAAUUAUCAGUUUAGUUAGGUAGUUGUUUAGGUUAAGCCUUUUCUCAAGAGAUAUUAUUUUCUAUAUUAUGUUUUGUAAUUGCAAAAACGGCAUAGAGAAGUAGAACAUUUUAUAUUAGUAAAAAGGAACAUCUAAAAAAAUGUUAAAGGCCCACGUCCAUCCAAAAACCUUUGCGUUCGCCUCUGUUUAACAAGUGAUCUCUUGAUGAAAGGCGCUUUCAAUUAGUUCAAAAUCAAAGAUGGCGAAUCUUCGCGCAAAGGCUUUUGGAUGCACAUGGAUCUUUUAAUGUAUUCCUUCAUCUUUGCAAUUAGGUGUACAUGUUAACAAAUAUUAAGAUACUAAGAAAUAGUAUUUAUUAAUUUUACAUAAACGUUUUGCGCAUUAGGUAUUUUUCAUGCAGUAAGCAUAUCAAAUCAGCAAAAUUGUACAAUGUAGCAGGGAUGAAGCCAGGGCAAUGUUUGGAACGUACACAAAAACAAAAUUAUGAAUGUGAUCGUUUUAACAGUUUUCAAUCGUGUAUCAAAAUUACCACCUCGAGGCGCAGAAAGGUUUUUUCUUUGUCGUUGUUGUUUCUAGAAGACCUUUAAUUACACCAGUGCUUGUGAAUWUUUCCUCCAGGUACUGCAUCCUUCCCAUCAAAUGUUCCUUCUGUUUCUCUAAGUGCAUUAUGCCUUUGGYGGGGAGGCGAUCGUGCACAGUCUGUGUUCCCCUUGGCUACGGACCUGCAAAGCAAUCGCAUGUUUUACAAUCUAUGCUACUUUGGUUCUUGGCAAUCUCAGUCUUUGUGACACAAUUGCAAAUAAUGUCGUAAGAUCGACGUAUGUUGAAAACUGCAUKUUGAGCCCUGGCAAGAACGGAUUGUUUUAUCUCCAAUGCAAAAAUUCACCCCGAGGCACCUUACAUCAUCAAAUAUGGKGAUCAUCAAACAAAUUCUUCGGUGGUAAAACGUAUUCAAAUUCCAUCCAACAUKUUUGAAGGUCCAUCCAACACCACUAAACAAAUCUGAAAUUUUCAAUUUGUUUAUGACUUUUUUACAAUUGGGGAUCGUAUUAAAUAAAUAGUGUAAAUUGUCACUUACGAAAACUUUGGUUGAUAUAAUUAAUGUAUAUUACUG
Exaiptasia diaphana is the source of this 7772-nucleotide messenger RNA. RefSeq lists its product as uncharacterized. Gene Ontology annotation, cellular component: cytoplasm. Bases 66 to 6659 code for a protein of 2197 amino acids. Gene Ontology annotation, biological process: regulation of apoptotic process. The transcript has 11 exons. NCBI's taxonomy places the organism in Eukaryota, Metazoa, Cnidaria, Anthozoa, Actiniaria, Aiptasiidae. The record is from RefSeq and is a predicted model, not a curated record. Gene Ontology annotation, molecular function: protein binding.